Rhodotorula graminis WP1 is the source of this 2100-nucleotide messenger RNA. RefSeq lists its product as uncharacterized. Lineage: Eukaryota; Fungi; Basidiomycota; Microbotryomycetes; Sporidiobolales; Sporidiobolaceae. Bases 1 to 2100 code for a protein of 699 amino acids. Gene Ontology annotation, molecular function: primary methylamine oxidase activity; copper ion binding; quinone binding. The transcript has 9 exons. The record is from RefSeq and is a predicted model, not a curated record. Gene Ontology annotation, biological process: amine metabolic process.
AUGCUCAAGCGCGGCGUCAAGUCGCUCAAGUCCUGCGCCAUCUCGCUCCUUGAACGUGCGUUCUGCUCUCCCGUGCCCCUCCCCCCGCCGAGCGAGCCGUCGACUGACCACCUCUCUCCCCUCCCGCGUCGUCGUGCAGCCCCCAAGAAGGAGGUGAUUGCGUUCCUCGGCCUCCCCGUCUCGCCGACCGACUUCCAGCCGUUCAAGUCGGGCGUCCGACCGGCACGACGCGCCGAGGCGCACCUCAUCGACUGCCUCUCGGGCGACGUCUUUGUCGCCGUGUGCACUUUCCCCUCGGGCGGCGGCAAGCCCGCGCUCGACUCGGUCGACAAGCAGCCCAAGGGCGUCCAGCCCGCCAUCACGAUGGAGGAGCUCGACGAGUCGGAGCAGGUCGUGCGCAACGACCCCGAGGUGAUCCGCCUGUGCGCCGAGGUCGGCGUCGAGCGCGACCAGAUCAUGGUCGACGCGUGGUCGAUCGGGUACGAGCACCGCUUCGGCGACAUUCGCCUCCAGCAGGGCUUCGUGUAUCAGCGCCUCGGCCCGCACGAGCACCUGUACGCGCACCCGCUCGACUGCGUCCUCUCGGGCUCGACCGCCCCGCACACCGUCGAGGGCGACUCGUUCCGCGACAGCGGCCGCCGGCGCAUCCCGCCGCAGCAGCAGCGCAUGGACUACCUCCCCGACCUCAUCAAGGCCGAGAAGGCCAAGCACGGCGAGGAGUGGGACGUCCGUCGCGACCUCAAGGAGCUCACGAUCACGCAGCCCGACGGCGUGUCGUUCCAGAUGAACGGAAACGAGAUCUCGUGGCAGGGCUGGAAGGCGCACAUCGGCUACAACUUCCGCGAGGGCAUCGUCCUGUCGAGCGUCCAGCACUUUGACCGCGACGAGCAGCGGUACCGCCCCGUCUUCUACCGCACCUCGUUCGCCGAGAUGGUCGUCCCGUACGGCGCUCCCGAGUGGCCGCACCCGCGCAAGUUUGCGUUCGACGUCGGCGAGUACGGUCUCGGCAUGAUGGCCAACUCGCUCGAGCUUGGGUGCGACUGCAAGGGCUCGAUCCACUACCUCGACGCCGAGCUGUCGAACCACGCCGGCCAGCCCGUCACGCUCAAGAACGUCGUCUGCAUCCACGAGGAGGACGACGGCUUGCUGUGGAAGCACACCGACUUCCGCCCCGGUGGACGCGCUCACUCGGUCCGCUCCCGCAAGCUCAUCGUCCAGAUGAUCUGCACCGUCGCCAACUACGAGUAUGCUUUCGCCUUCGAGUUCAAGCAGGACGGCUCGUUCGGCUGCAACGUCAAGCUCACCGGCAUCCUCAACACGUACACGGCCGCCGAGAACGAGACGACGCCGUUCGGCGUGCUCGUCGGCCCGGGCGUCCAGGCGCACCACCACCAGCACAUCUUCUCGCUGCGGGUCGACCCGAUGAUCGACGGCGUCAAGAACUCGGUCUACGAGCAGGAGAUCCACCUCGUCGAUGCGCCGACUGGCUCGGCUGAAAACUGGGCGGGCAACGGCUUCUACAACACCAAGCGCGAGCUCAAGACGACGCUCGAGGGCGUGCGCGACGCCGAUGCCGCCAAGUCGCGCAUGUGGAUCUGGGGCAACCCGGCCAAGAAGCACUACUCGUCGGGCGCGCCGGUCGGCUACAAGAUCAUGUGCAAGGACCUCGUCCCGCUCCUCGUCAAGGACGACUCGCUCGUCGCACGCCGGGCGCCGUUCGCCAAGCACCACAUCUGGACCGUCCCGUACACCGACACCAGCCUUUACCCCGCCGGCAAGUUCCCGACCCAGACCAAGCAGGCGCCCGAGGACAGCCUCGAGGGGUGGGUCGCUCGCAACGACAGCAUUUCCGACGUCGAUCUGGUCUCCUUCAUCUCGUUGGGCAUCAGCCACAUCGCUCGGCCUGAAGACUGGCCCGUCAUGCCCUACGAGUCGGUCGACAUCAUGUUCAAGCCCUCCUCCUUCUUCAAGGCCAACCCAUCGCUCGACGUUCCUUCAUCGGUCGACGGCAAGUCGGUCCACGCGCUCGGUGGCGGGAACACGCCCAUGUCGGGGGCCAAGACGGCAGGCAAGGACUGCUGUGGCGGCUCGAAGCUGUAG